This is a messenger RNA of Manis pentadactyla (Chinese pangolin), 4825 nucleotides long. It is a transcript of the gene PPP1R3E, whose product is annotated as protein phosphatase 1 regulatory subunit 3E. The record is from RefSeq and is a predicted model, not a curated record. The transcript is spliced from 3 exons. Gene Ontology annotation, molecular function: protein phosphatase 1 binding; glycogen binding. Bases 171 to 998 code for a protein of 275 amino acids. Gene Ontology annotation, cellular component: protein phosphatase type 1 complex. Lineage: Eukaryota; Metazoa; Chordata; Mammalia; Pholidota; Manidae. Gene Ontology annotation, biological process: regulation of glycogen biosynthetic process.
AAGGAGGCAAGGGGAGAGCUACGGGAAGUGGAGGAUCGUGGAGGUGACAGCAAGGAGAAUACGCAGCCGCGAAGGGCGGCUGAAGCAGGCCCGGCGGCUUCAGCACAGACGCCGAGCGAGCGGGAAAGAGGAAGGGAGGGCAACGCGGCGGCGCAGGGCGGCGGGGUACAAUGUCUCGCGAGCAGCCCCCCCGCAUGGACAUACCCCGCAACCUGAGCUUUAUCGCCGCGCUGACAGAGCGCGCCUACUACCGCAGCCAGCGGCCCAGCCUAGAGGAGGAGCCAGAGGAGGAGCUAGGCGGGGGCGGGGCUCGGUCCCGCGCUCACGCUCGGAGUCGCGGCCGCCGGGCCCUCUCCGCGCCCGCCGCAGGCGGCGGGGUACGGGCGCCCCGUAGCCGCAGCCCCGAUACCCGCAAGAGAGUGCGUUUCGCCGACGCGCUCGGGCUGGAGCUGGCCGCCGUGCGCCGCUUCUGCCCUGGAGAGCUGCCCCGGGUGCCCCGGCACGUGCAGAUCCAGCUGCAGAGGGACGCCCUCCGACACUUCGCGCCGUGCCAGCCCCGCGCCCGGGCCCUCCAGGAGGCGCGCACCGCCCUGGAGCCGGCCCGCGAGCCCAGCUUCGCCGCCCGCUUGCUAACGCAGCGCAUCUGCCUGGAACGCGCGGAGGCGGGCCCGCUAGGCGUGGCCGGGAGCGCACGCGUGCUGGACCUGGCCUACGAGAAGCGCGUGAGCGUGCGCUGGAGCGCCGACGGCUGGCGGAGCCAACGCGAGGCGCCCGCGGCCUACGCCGGCCCGGCCCCGCCCCCUCCGCGCGCCGACCGCUUCGCCUUCCGCCUGCCAGCGCCACCCCUCGGAGGCGCCCUGCUUUUCGCCUUACGCUACCGCGUGACGGGUCUGGAGUUCUGGGACAACAACGGUGGCCGUGAUUAUGCUCUACGUGGGCCCGAGCACCCGGGCAGUGGCGGAGCCCCGGAGCCCCAGGGCUGGAUGCAUUUUAUCUGAGACGUCUGAGGCCGCUGGCGGAAAAACCAAAGGCACCCGGGGGCCGGGGGAGCCCGAAGAUUUGACGGGGAGGAAUGGGAGAAACCGAGACUGGCCGGCAGCUGUCCUAGAGAAUCAAGUUGGAGGAGGGCAGAAAGGAGGGAGAAGUUAAAGGGGCGUGGGGUGUGGGCACAAUCAACGAAGGUCGGGGAGACGGGAGUGGAAAACAGGUGGAUAUGAGGUGAAAGAUCCCGAAGCAUAGGAGAAAGGAGGCCAGGAAAGCACCGAAAGGAUUAGUAAAAAGCAUAAGAUUGGGGUAGAUGGUGAUGGUCCCUUCUGUGAGUGGACACGGGGAGAAAGUGAUUGGGUUCGUCAGUCCUAGGCAGUUGAAGAUUAAGAUAACCUCUGGGAUUGAGGUAUUUUAUGUGAAGUAAGAGCCCACCCCACUACAGUCAUUUAGGUUGCUGGCUCAUUCUCUCUUUUUGCUAGCCUUUGUCCCCGCAGGUCCCCCAGUCCUGCUCAUCCUAGCUUUAAUUCAGCCAUGACUGCCUUGCUUAAGUCCCAGGAACUUGGCCAUGGUUCCCCAGUGCCUGGUAUUAAGACAGGAUUCCCUUGCCACCCCGAUGACCCCAGGCUUCAUUCUCCACAGACUGGCUGAAGAGUGAUGGCAGGUAGCAAUCAAAACUCCUACCUCUAGCCUCCAGGAAGCCGUUGGAAUUAAAAUGAAGCCAAAAGCAACUCCAGGCCUGUCCUGGUAACCAAAUAAUGUGGUGCCUAAGGGUUUGGUACACUCAGGAGCUUCCAGAAAAAUGUCAGCCUUACUUUUCUGGGGUGCCUUUUAAUGACCUCAAAGCACUUUAUGGACUGUAUCUGUCAAGCGACAGUGAAUCAUGAGAAUCACGAGUUCUGCUUCAGAAGAGAAAGUCACUGACUGACUGGCUGUAUAACUUUGGGCACGUUACUUCACCUCUCUGGGCUCGGUUUCCACCUUGGAAAACUUAAUUUGGAUUAGGUGAUCUCACGCCCCUUUUUGCUUUGACAUAUUAUAUGACCUGUUAGUGGCAGAGUGUAGUUUAGAAGUCACAUUCUCAACCUACAACUCAGAGUACAUAGCACCCCAAGAGUCUGGUUAGGGCUGAGGACGAGUCCUGCAAUUGACAGGUGUUCCAGAGCCCAGUAAGCAUCCCAUAACCAGUUUGCAGCCUCAGGGUAUUCAGGGCCUCCUCCAAACCACAGCUCGCCCCCUGCCCCUUGCUUUUUGCUCUUGACACUGCAGACUUCCAGCCUGAAUACUCUUGAGACAGUUUUGGGGAGGUGCAUCUCUGUUGGGGAAAAUGUUUGGGAGUCCCAAAGAUGAAAGGCAACAAGAUUGGGGGUUCUCUUGAGGAUAGAGGAUUAUGGGCAUAAAAAAUGGAAAACAUUUCAAAUGAAGAAUCAAAGCAACUUGAAAAUUAAAUGGCACCAGAAGAUGGCAGUCUGGUCCACACCCUGAGCAAAUGAAAUGGGAAAGCAGGACUCUUCUGUCCAUUCACAUUCAUGCCUUAUGUCUUUCCUGAUUAACGUUUGCUGGUUUUUUUUCCUUUCUUUUUACCUUAUUCCGAACCCUUUGCUUUUCUCUUUCCUUGACCCUCUCAUCACUUCCAUUUUUCUUUUAGCAUAUAGGAUGCUUUCAUUUUCUCUUUACUGUUUGACUCCCUCUUCAUCUUUAUUGAUUUCUGCUAUUCCUUGUCCCUCCAGAAGGGGUGGAAAACCUACUUCCUUUUCUCCAAGACCACCAUGGUUGAUCAUCUUGCUCCCUCAGGCUCCUCCUUGACAGUCCUCUAGAAGGGGGAAGAGGGAAAAGAAGCUCCUGAUGCUGCGGAUGAACAAGUUGCUCCCAGGUCAAACUUCCAGCAGACUGAAGAGAGAAACUGUACUGGGAGCCAUCAAGCAAUGCUCUUUUUAGUCAUCAGUGAAGAGCCCAAGGGAGACUGGGUUGAGGCACUGUGUGUAAUAAUCUCUUGCCUUAUACAUUAUUGUUAUGUAUUUAUAAUGAUUGUAAUAGCUCACAUUUGUUUAUGUGCUAAAAUCUGCCGUCUUGCAUGCAUUAUAAUCCUCAAAACAGCCCUGUGAGUUGAGAAACGAUAUCCCUAUUGCAGAGAUGAGGAGCUCAGAAAAAACUAAGUAAUUAGUUCAAGAUCACGCAGCUAGUAAAUGGCAGAGCUAUGAUUGUGCAUCCAGGAAAUCUCCAGAGCCUCUGUGCAUAACAUAACCAUGACACAUUUUUUUCCUUUAAAAACCUUGCCAUAUAUCAUCUCUUACUAGGAAAAGACCACCGUUUCUUACUGAACUCUGCCUUGCCAUCCUCCUAGUCUGAACUGGCCUGGAAAAGGCAAAGUGCGGAGGGUCCCAAGCUUUGUCUGCUCCUGCCAGGAGCUUACUGCUAGCUGCUGUGCCAGUAUCCCAGCCCUGCUUCAUCAGCAAGUGGCCACUCCACCUGCCUGCUAGAAAAAUUGUGAACCCAUUUGAACUUACUGGGAUUCUCUUUUGGCCCUAGCCAACCUUCCAUACUUGGUGGGCAACACCCCUUCCUGCAAACAGGCUAGUUCUCUAAUCUUUCCUCUAGAAGGGUCCCCGACUAGGACAAUUGCUGGGUGAUCUGUGCGUGGGCCCUCUCUGGGGUCCCUGGUAUUACUGAGUGGAUAAACACAAACUGGUGGGGGGCAAAGAACCAAGGAUAAUCCAUUGUUCCCUAAGCUCUUUUUCUGUAAGGUGGUGAUGGCUCAUCCCUCUCCCCUACCUGCCAUUCUCAGCUUUAUGAAGCCCACAAAUGAGUCUUCUGGUUCUUCCCAUAUAGAGCUGCCCCAGGGCCUAGGAGUAAGCUGAGGGUCUAAUCUGACAUGGGAAACAUGAGGAAUUUGGUGGAAUCUUUUAGAAAUGUAUUGUGUGUUAGGCAUUGUGGUGGCGUCUUUCCUCUAAAGGCUGAUGACUAUAUGAACAGGGGCAAUUAGGGCAUAACAUACCAGCCAUGAACUGGGAAGUGCCCUAGGAGGAGCCAUUACUAUGGAAAGGCCUUUGGGUCCUUGAAACACACAGUAGGAAUGCUUUUGCCCUUUCUUGUCUUCCAGACCUCAGAUGUCUUCCUAUACCUACCUGAUAGCCUUCCUCCUGUUCCUUUGUUUCUCUUUAUGUUGCUGUGUUUCUCCAGAGCUGCUUUGGAUCCUUGUAAUCUGCAGGUCAUAGAAUCCAAGACCUGAAAAGGGUUGGCUUUACAGAUCAUUGGGUGCAGGCUCCUCUACAGUUGAAGGCACAAGUCUAGAUGAGAAGGGACUCCGGCAGGGUCAGAUUUGUUAGUGCAGCUUGAGAUGGGGCUUACGCCUAAGCCUCCUGACACAACUCAUUCCCAGGCCAAGAAAUAGGUCUCCACAGUCAGACUUGUGAUUUUCGUGGCAAGGGAUAAAUAACAUCAGAAGUGUUUGAUUUUCUGCUCCUAGUUUUCAUUGCCUUCCCCAUUCAGCCAUGAAGAGAAACAAAAGACACUUGUAGUUUUCUCUGUAUCCCAAGCCUUGGCAUUUCUUUUGAUGAUACUGCGAAAGAACUGUGAAGUUGAUACAAAGACUGAAUAAUCCACCCACUGAAUAGCUAAUCUGGGGAAGAUAUAAAAGCUUGCUAUGUGAAUCCCCCAAAAACCACAGUUCUCGUCAGGCCUCCUGGAGCCUCCCCACCCCCUUAUGGUACAGCCCUGUUUACUGGGCCCCAAACCCACUAGUAUUGUGCCUCACUUCAGCUUCUUCAUGCAACUGCUAUCUCCCUCUGGUUAAAAGACCUCAUAUUUAAAAUAAAGUUGAAAUAUAAGGAUAUGAUAAGGA